GUUUGACAUCCAAACCUAUAGGUGUCGCUGACGUCACACAGUUAUUUGUACGAAGAAGGGCACCGGAAACGCCGUUGAAACCUUCUCGAGAAGCGGCACGAUCAGCUCUAACUCACAAUGGGACGCCACUUUGGGAACUUGGCUAAAGUCAGACACAUCAUCACAUACAGUCUGUCGCCUUUCGAGCAGAGGGCUUUUCCCAACUAUUUCUCCAAGGGGAUCCCAAAUGUGUGGAGACGGUUUUCUGCUUCCUUCUUCAAAAUCGCCCCACCAAUGACCCUCAUGUACCUGACAUACACCUGGGGCAACAGCGUCCAUGAGCAGGGCAAGAGGAAGAAUGCUGCCGACUUUGAGAAUGACGAGUGAAACCCAACCACCUUCCUGAAAGCUGCUUUCUGUUGUUAAUGUCCCGCCAAUAAAGACAAAAGAUAUUUAUGUGA
Messenger RNA from Synchiropus splendidus (mandarinfish), 440 nucleotides. It is a transcript of the gene uqcrq, whose product is annotated as cytochrome b-c1 complex subunit 8. Gene Ontology annotation, biological process: mitochondrial electron transport, ubiquinol to cytochrome c. The transcript has 3 exons. Lineage: Eukaryota; Metazoa; Chordata; Actinopteri; Syngnathiformes; Callionymidae. The coding region runs from base 118 to 366 and encodes 82 amino acids. The record is from RefSeq and is a predicted model, not a curated record.